Morone saxatilis (striped sea-bass) is the source of this 9434-nucleotide messenger RNA. RefSeq names its product coiled-coil serine-rich protein 2a (gene ccser2a). The record is from RefSeq and is a predicted model, not a curated record. The coding region runs from base 684 to 4034 and encodes 1116 amino acids. Gene Ontology annotation, biological process: microtubule bundle formation. NCBI's taxonomy places the organism in Eukaryota, Metazoa, Chordata, Actinopteri, Moronidae. Gene Ontology annotation, cellular component: microtubule cytoskeleton. Gene Ontology annotation, molecular function: microtubule binding. The transcript has 12 exons.
CUCCGCCCAGCUGGAAGCGAGAGGACGGUGUCGGGAUGAUAAACUGCUUUUGGGAAGUCGGUCCGUGCUGUGCGGUUGCCUGCUGUGGGUUACUUUGUUUACAAGACUAUAGGUGUUGUUUUGUAUCGGGGUUUCACGUCAUUCACGGAGUUUGUUUACGUUCGGCCGUACGGGCUGCGUGUUGUUUUCCCCCCUCGGUGGUGCUCGGUGUCGUCGGGGCUGACACCGUGACACUUUAAAGUAGCGGCUCAGUGAUACAGUCGCCUCGGGCUGCCUCUAAUGGAGAAGUGGAAGUAACAUUACUUCGGGGAAUUUUGAGGAAUUCCCAACACUUUGCGGUUUUCCAGUGAACUCGUCUUAAUUGCUUACAGGACUCCACCUCGUUGAUUCGGUUGGUGUCGACACAGAAGCUGACAUGAAGCGCAGAGAUUUCCAUUGAACUUGUGCAGCACAGUGACUGUUGGCUAUGGGCUAGCUCUCACUCCAUGAAUGAAUCGCAUAAAGAGUGUUUGUAAACGGAAAGUGAAAGACUACCUCCGCUUUACAACAUGUUGUUAUUAAGUACAAGACGACGAAACAAGUGGACUGUUUGCUGACCCACCUUUAAGGCUGUAAAUAUGCUUCUAACGGCAUAACUCAGUUGUGUGUGAUUCCAUGUUCCUCCAUGCCUUUUUUGGCAUCUAAUGGAAGAAAAAGCUCCCAUCAGAUCCGCCAUGGUAUCCAGACUGCCUAAGUUCGGUGGACGCUCCUCCACUGGUGGCACAAGCCCCUUGACCAAUGGUUCCACCCAGCCAACUACGCCUACCCAAGAUGGUAAGACCACUCCCCCUGGAACACGGCAAAACGGUGUGAUCCGUGCCUCUCCUUUUUCACUAAGGUGGAAGAGAGACGAGGGGACCACCCCUUCUAGCCCUACCACACCCACCAGCCCUGGGGACGGAGGUGAAGACAAAGCUCAGACCCAGUUUCCCUCUUUAACAAAGGAGUUAAAAAGUGGGUCUCCAGCAACACCCAAGAUGCGGCACCCAGGUUCUUUGAUGGUAGCCGUUUCCAGUCCUAAGGCCAUCCCCAAGCAGUCCUUGAAGAUGAGUCCCAAAGUAGGAACCAAGCAAGGCCAAAGCCAGCUGAAUGGAGGCCCUAAAAUAACCCAUAAUGGUUCUAGUAUCCCUGCUCGAACAGGUUCAGAGUCUCGCCUUGUGCGGCCAAGGUUAGGCUCCAGCUCUCCCAGGAGCAGCUCUCAAGACAGCCUCUCCCAGUCCAGUGACGGUCUAAAGACCUUGGCACUGGACAACAUGGUGCGUUCCAACAGCUUCACUCACUUCAAGCAGAUUCCCUCACCCACCAGCCAGCCUAUGACGCGGUCCUUCUCCUUUAACCGGGCUGUGGAGCUGGCCAAGCCUCUGGCGAACACUCAGCUCCGGCCUCCUCGGAGUAGUUUCCUCAAACCCCCUCAGCUGAGCAAUGGAAGAGUGGGUUUAGGACUCGGAAGCCUGAAUGGCAGCCUUGGAGGUUCAGGAGGUCUUCAGUACAGUAGAACUCCCCCAGCUGCCUCCUCUCUGCCCACCCUCUCGAUCCUUCCAGCACCCACUACUCCCAGUGCUCUGAGGAAGCCUCUACUCCCCAGUUGUGUGCUAACCAAGUCAUUGGGUAGCAGUGGGGGGUCUUUGGGCUACAGACUGACUCGAUCUGGGCAGGCUAAGCAACAGAAGCCUCUUUUUACAGGUAGGGUCAAGGGGGAUAUCAGACCUCCAGCUGCCCCUGAAUGUGGAGAGCUAUUAGGUAUAGCAAUAGAAACUGGGCCAACUGGGGAGGCUGACAAAGCGGACUCACACAGUGACAGUGAUGGAAGCUCUGGAGGUAGAAAUGAAGGAGGGAGUGGUGUGCCUAAGCAGAGCUCUGGCCAGGCGGAAGGCGAGACUCUGGAGGACAUGUCCUUAUCUUCUGCCUCAUCUCUAGACAGAGGGGACACAAGUGAAGACUUUCUAGAUGACAUUUACAGUGUGGGAGAUGUGCUCAGUGAUGGGAACCUGCCUGACAACAGGAAAACUGGCAGCAUUGCCCAAACCCGGCUUCACAGCUUUCUCAAUGAGACCCUUGACUGGGACACUUUGGAUCUGGAAGGACAUGAAGAAGAAAGCCCUAUGCAGGACUCCCAGGGACCACUGGUAUUGUCAUCAGAGCAGUGUGAUGCCCUACAGGCUUCAUCUGUGGAGCUCUCACCCUCCAACAGCUCUGGUGGGACCUACAUGUGGGAUGAGGAUGGUCUUGAGCCCCUUGGGGGUCCUGGGACACAUCCGUGUGACAGCUAUGAUGACUCAGAGCUCAACAGCGUGGAUAUUUUGAACAAUCUGGACCCUCCGGGAACUGGAGAGUUGGACGACGAUGACCUCAUGUUGGAUGUGGACCUCCCAGAGGAUGGCUUGCAUGACUCUGACAGGAUGUCCCACAUUGAGCGCUCAGAGAGGGCCGGUCGGCAGGGGCAACGGCGUAAGCACCACCGCUGGAGUGGACCAGAUCACUUCCACAAUGAUAGCAGGGCCCAUGUCUUCCAGCACUAUGAUGGUCUCAAGGCUUCAAGGAUCUCUUCACGGCCCGUCCUCUCUGAAGGCAGACAGCAAGGCUACAUGGCGAUGCUGGAUGAACUCACACUCGAACACAUGACUCAGGAUUGCAGCUCCCUCAAGAACCAGCUGCUCAGGCUCAAAACGUUACUACAGCUUGAGGAUACAGACUCUCCAGCAGAUGUUCCUGAGGAAAUCGAAGACAAUACUACUGCAUCACAGUUGGGGGAGCUGAUUAAGGAAGUUCAGGUGCUUAGAGAGGAGCUGAGGAGUCGAGACAAGACCAUUGCUCAGCUCACAUUGCAGUGUCAACAGCUACAACAUCAGCGGGAACAAGUGCCUGCUCAAGGCCGACAGUUCCGGUGUCAGUGCCACCACCAGAGGGCUCCCUCUUCACUACGACAGAACGAAAGACAGAUGGACAAACGGAUGCAGCAUCACUAUGACAAGGCCACCCAGACAUACUGGAGACCACCGAGUCACGCUGGUGUGCUGCCCACCCCAAUGCUGUCCCCGUGGCAGGCACAGCACCAGGGCUUGACCCGUACCAGCAUGCCCCAGCGCAGACAGAUGGAGGACAACACCAUGGUUGGUCUAAAUUCCAUGUGGUUAGCGGCUCAGCACGUUCUUACACUGGCAGCAGGCAUCAUAGCUCUGGGUUUGAAUGUUUUGAAGCCCCUCUGCAGCAGCGAUCACAAAAUGACUCCAAAGACUUCAGUGGAUUCCAAGCACUCACAUGGCAAGCCUCAAAUACUACAGCCUUUCAACCCCUGCCUCAGCGAGCACCUCCACCAGGGAAGACUAGUAAAAACUCCCCCCACCGAGGGCCACAAUGACCUCACAAGAAGCGGACUAGAGGAAGGAACCCGUAUAGAUGCUGACCAUCCUCUUGAAAACCUUACUGCAGAUGUGUCUGGGCCAGCAGACAAGCUGAGUCGUCCCCUCAGCACUCACCUGCACCACCAAGGCUCUGGGGCUCCACAGGGGGUAAAUGCCAGAGUCAGACCAGCAUCAGCAGCUCAGUCUGCAGCCCAGCACGAGUGGAAAGCCCCCGCUGUGAUACUGCAGAACUCUAUCCCUCCUAGAUCUGCUGGUUCGACUUGUCCACGCAUGCUGCAGCCUCCUCGCCUUCACAAGCGCGUGUCUCUCCCUGCACUCAAGCCAGGGGGCACCGGCGGCUUUGCCUCUCUGAAACCAGGGGGUUCCUUAGGGCCUCUGGCUAACCGGACCAAGCAGCUGCCCCCGCCGACUAGAGGCCUUCCCUGUUUUAAUACUGGACCCCAGGUGCAGGCUCGAAGUCUGUGUCGCACUUCGCUCUUUCAGCCUCGCAGAGCAUCAGAACCUUGCAGGGAUCCACGGGGCACCAACUGCAGCCUGGAGGAGCCCAACCAGGGGACGUUCAAAGACCCUGGGUCAGCCAAGAUCCUGAUCCCUUUGAGCCACUCAUACCUCCCCAAGCCAAAGAUUCCCUGAGGAGCUUAAACCCAACCAUCAAAAGUUAAAACCGGAAUCACUAUGACAUUGAUAUUCAUCCCCUUCUCUCCCCAGUCAUUAUAUCAGUGUCAUUGUUUCACUGUUUGAGUGUCAAAGGAACACUAAGCUCAUUAACGCACGUGAACCAUUCAGGGACUGCCUGUGUCCAUGACAUUGGUAUUGUAACUGCUGUACUGUUUCUAAUUAGCAUGUGCAGCUCCAGCCUGACUGAUUGACUGACUAAGGAUCUUAUGUUCACAACAAACCGUAGCGGUUAGAGAUGUUCCGAUACCACUUUUUCCUUCCCGAUACAGAUUCUGAUACAGAUCUUUAAAAAAUACUGAUCUGAUACAAGUGUGUUAAAAACAUAUAAAUAUUAUUAUUAUUAUUAUUAUUUAACAGCUGUAUACUACUAACCAUGUAUGAUUGCUACCAUUGUUGUAUGUUCUGGGUUAGGUUAAAACCUUUGUAAAACAUGAACAAAUACAUAUAGAAAAUGAAUCCCACAGAACUUUAUUUUAUUUUAUAUCCAGUUUGACACUUUAGCUAGCUCUGGCUAACAUUACACUACUGGAAAUCAACUCUUCUCCAGUAGUAGCCAUGUUGGUUUGGAUUGGUUGGAUUGGUUAGGGUGACUUCACCAUCCUGGGAAAACAAGGCAAAAGGACACUGUUGGGAAGUAGCAGAGUCCCGUUUUGGGGGGCUGAUAAAUAACAUGGUAUCAGAUCGGUGCACAGACACGUACUCCGCAGAGACCAGAGGCAUUUCCACUGUAGGUAUUAGUAUCAGAACAACUCUGAUAGUGGUAUAUGAAAGUUUACAGAUUGAAGGAAUUAAUGAAAGAAGAAAUGUAUAAAUGUCCAGUUUACUAGCCUUGCACAUGCAUAUGAAAGCUGCUGAUGGAAGAGAAAGAGUGUUACCAUUCAGAGAAGUCAGCGUUAUGUGUUCUCUUGGAAUACCUGCUGGCUAUUAUUACAUUUUAAAGUCUAAGUUCACUUGUCGUCACACAGCCGCGCCCUCUGACACACACGUGCAUUUGGCUUUUAAACGUGGAGGUGACAUAAAUGUGACCUUUGCAGUGUAAUAGAAGGCCCAAGGGAAGGUGGAGGCAAAAACAAGAAGUGGGAACGAAAGAAAAAAACAAACAGUAGAAGUGGAGUGGGGACUAGAGACUGGAAAGCAAAUUCGUCAGAGUGCUCUGGAGCUGUCACAGCCAGCAUAAAAUAUGUGUGUGUAAGUGUGUGUCAGCGUGUGUAGGUGUGUGUAGGUGUGUGUGGUGUGUGUCUGUGUGUUUGUGUGUGUGUGUGUGUGUGUCUGUGUCUGUGUCUGUGUGUUUGUGUGUGUGAAUGUGAGGGACAAAGAGCAAAGCAGCUCCACACUGUAGGUGCAUACAUGUUUCUGGUUCACUUUACUAUGCUGACAUCCCGAGUAAACCUUUGAACCCUGCACAUAUUAACAAAAGGGGUCACAGACCUCCUGUAGAAAUGCAACUCAGAUGGAAAUAUAGGCUUUUAAAAAAAUAAUAGCAUGCUGGUGGUGAAGAUAUAAUUAGGACAUACAGUAGUGAGGAAGUAGCUUUCAUAAUGUAGCGGAAAACUUAAGCACUGAAGUGUGCUCAGGUACAAUGUAGGCUCACUCAUCCAUGCGCAAAGCCGCACACAUUAUAAGAUAGAAAACAUUGUAGAGUGGGGAGGUUCUUUCUUUACUGUAAGACUAAAAUCUACCAGUAAUGUGAGAAAAUUAAUUUUUUCUUCUAGUGCAAAUUAAUGUGUUUAAACACAGAAAAGUGAAAAAAAAAAAAAAACUUGAGAAAUCUGCCUCAUUUGACAUCACAAUGUGUGUAAGAAAAUUUAACAAGUUGAAUUCAGGUUGACGAAAGUAAUGUUUGGUUUGAGAAAAAAUCAUUUCGGGGUCAAUUAAAAAAAACUUGUUAAGAGGGAAAUUUUCACAGUGCGUGCUGACUUCCUUGAUCUAUCCCCCUCAAUGACAUGCACAUGGAGGCAUCAGCUAACAGGUAUUCAUUAGACAUGUGAAGCUGCUGCCUGGUGUAUGUGUGUGUUUGAGCUGUUUCCCCACCCGUCUCUCUCCUCCUCUCGCUCUCUUGCACAUCUCUUUGGGAACAUCAAAGGUAUUAGUGCGGUAUUUUCAGGUAGGGAGCCUUCGGGGCUUUAGUGGUGUUUCUUUGGGAGUUUUGGAGAAUUGUGUUAUCUCUCCUUUUGCGGAGCCCCUUUUGCAGACAAACGCUCCCGAAAUGUCCCCGAACGGAAAAGCAGCAGUGUGUUAAAAAGGCCUUCUGACAGCAACUCUGCUCUCUUCUCUGUCACGCCGCGUGACCACUUGGUGUACGCCUCUGGCACUGUCCGGUCUACUGCGUCCAAUAAUGCACCCUACAUAGACAGAGUGAGAGAGAGAGAGAGAGACACACACACACACACAUAUCACGCACAUACACAUCCGGGCACACAAGCUACAGGGACGCACAUACACAGCAACUCUGACAAAACUCAAAGAGACAUGAAACUCAGAGGGAACGCAUACUCACUUUCCAGUAGUCACACAAGUGCACCUACGUACACACACUCUUUGAAUUUCCUAAUAAAGCGCGUAAAGGUGUGUUUCUGUUGUUUUGGUAGCUCACACAAAAUGAGCUCUCCGAGUGCACAUUGAUCCAUCUGCCUAGUGUUGCCAAAAAAAAAAAGAUGGCCGUCUCUAGAUUACCCUGGAAAUGGACAGAGGCUUGUGUCUUUGUGAGAGUUGAUCCAUGUGGCUGAUAAAACAUGUUUACCUGUCGGAUACUUCAACAUUGUGCCAAGCCAGCCAAGCAGUCAAAACUGCUGCGCGAAGCCAAGAAAAACCCAUUUCAUUUAAAGGAAAGAAAGAAAGAAAGAAAGAUUCAUUCAGAGCAUGAGAAAGAUGCAGAGAAAGAGACAAUAAGACGGAGGUGGAGGAGCGUAGAAUACGAGAUCUAGAGAUGGGAUAGUGAAGGCGCUAUGAUUGGGAUGAGCUGUUUCUGGCAGACUUUUCUGCUCGUGAAUGUUUGUCUAUAUAAUAUUGUGAAGGUGUGCAUAAGAGAGGAGAGGGAGGCAGAAUACAUAGCAUGUUUGUUUGUGUGCACAGAGAAUAGCCCGUUCCCCUCAGCUGUGUCACUCACUGCUUAGUAAUGCCAAACAGGAAAUCAAUGUGGCCCGCUGUGUGUGUUUGUGUGCCUGUUUCUGUGUGUGUGUGCGUGUCUCUAGACACUUCUGGCUGCCAGUGUUUCUCUCUUGGAAAGUGUGUGUUUGUGCGUGUGUGAGUGUGAGAGAAAGAGAUGUGUCUGCCCACAGGCCAAAGGCAAACCCAUGCCAGGGAAAGCAGGGCAGUGCCAUCCUUCUCUCCCUGUGCUGUAUUCCCUUUCUGCAAAUCAAUGUCCCUGCUCAGUUUAGCAGUCAAGCCGAUCAGUCUUGCUAGCUCUGCUAUUAUAAAAAACCACAACUGGGCUGAAAACUCUCUGCAGCAACUUGGAUCAAUUCUAAUGCAGGAAGUUGAUUCACUUUACUUUGCUAGAAGACUCACAAAUUAUCAAGCUGAAUUGCACAACAGGACAAAAAAAAAAGUUACCAAAGGGGCCAGGUUGUUGGACGUUUUUACUCUGAAUGGCACAGAAAUGCAUUUUGGCACCUAGUACACAUAAUCUGUCUAUGACAAUGUUUUUUUGCAAUACAGUGAAGAUGCACAUCAACUGAGACACGAUACUUGACUUGUAACUAGGUAAUCCACUGAUAUUUAGAACAUACGGUAAAGUUACUGCACAAAUUGGGUAUUUGCAGUUUCAAGCUUUCGGUUUCGGACUUAAGACAAAGCUGAAAUAGUCUACAUAUUUAUAGUAACUUGUAGUUUUAAAGCCCAAAAGUAAUCAUCACCUAACUCUUGAGUUUCCCUCAGCUUUAUGGAUGCCUUUUAGCGCAUUGUUUUGGUUUUACAGCCCACAGCUUUACUGCUUCACUCACAUCAGCAUUGUUUCCAGAUACAGCAGGCAGCUGUUAAAGCUCACUAUAAACGGCCUGCUCAGCACCAUACUGCUAAAGUUAUUGGCUAGCUGGUGGACAUAUUGGAGCAUUUAGCAGAUAAAGAGCCAGAAAGGUUCCCCAGGAGUUGGUGGAGAGUGAAAACAGAGCUGAAAGGAGAAGACAUAUUGGACACAAACAUGACUCCAAAUGAACGCUCAAAAAGCUACCGUUUGCCAUUUCUGUAGAACUUUAGAAGGUAAUAAUAUGUUGGUGUCCACAACUGGACAAGUGGCUAUCAUCAGGAGCAGUUGAUUCCCAGCCACCUCUCCCUGCUCCUGGUGAUGGUUUUAAAAGCUAAAUCCAAAGCUUGAAACUGCACAUAUGCCUUUGUCCCUUUUGGAGUAACUCUACUCUUAUACUUAACGUGUGUUUUAGUAUAGUUGUUUGUCUAAGCAGGAACAGAUUCUAUUCAUACAGUCCACUCAUGUACUUGUACAGCAGUUUCAAAUCCACCACUCAAGUGUUACAGGUGUCAUUUUAUCAGAGCUGAAUUCCCACCUACCAGUUUAAAGUGUUAGCAGAUAAAGCACUGUAGUGUAGCCAUUCUGAUUUUCUUUCCAUAAUAUGCAAGGUCACUGCAUUUAUUGCUACAUGAUCUUCAAUAUCUGCUGUUUUCAGUUAUUCAGCACUGUCUCCAGUAUACUGUGCAAUAUUGUUUGAAGCAAAAAGAUGAGGGAACGCUACACUAUAUUUUUAGCGACCUUUUAUGCAAAUGAAUAAGAGCAAAUAAAGCUUUUUAAAAAUUCUAAUCCGAAGCACUUUAAAUGACAUUAGUUGUUGAUGCUGAAUGAACAUUGAACUUGAUUUAGAAGCUACUUCCAUUUGGUUUGACAGUAUCCGUUUUGAUUUCUCUUAUUCUUUCUUUCCCAGUGUGUCUCUGUCACAUAUUUUUCUAGAAAGCCGCGUGAGACAGCAAUAAAGGUUGAACCAAAAAUCCGACGAGUGUUUUGUCUAAUCUUCCGUUGGAGCUUUGUAACCUUUUGUAACCUGCCUUGUUUUCUUUAAUAAGUUGCUUCCACCCAGAUUGCUUGCAUGUUAAACCAAUAACCUCCAGGCGUGUUUACCUUUAAUGUUAAACUGUAGGUCAAAGGCAAAAUGUUCAUCAACAUCGGAGCAAAAGGUGGUGCUGUGCUAUCAAUGAGCGGUCCUAUGGUGGGAGGUGCUACUAUUACGACAGUCAGUGCUGUUCAUUGAUCUGGACUAUAGACCCUCGCCGACCAAAUGCAAACACAAACACAAAGCUGCUGACCUCAGUUCAAGGUGAAAGAGAAACCUCAUUCUCAGUUUUGUUAUUCUUGUUUUCACUGUCUACUGGUUGUAUUUCUGUCAAAAUAAAGUAUGAUUGUGAAACAAA